UUGAUUCUGACUUUUUAAGAUGGAUGAAGGUGUAGAAAUUUCAAGUGAUGGAAAUUCCCUCAUCAAAGCAGUCCAUCAGAGCCGGCUUCGCCUCACAAGACUCUUGCUAGAAGGUGGUGCCUACAUUAAUGAGAGCAAUGACCGUGGGGAAACCCCUUUAAUGAUUGCUUGUAAGACCAAACAUGUUGAUCACCAGAGUGUCAGUAAAGCCAAAAUGGUUAAAUACCUGUUAGAAAACAACGCUGAUCCCAACAUACAGGACAAAUCUGGGAAAACUGCUUUGAUGCACGCUUGCUUAGAAAAAGCUGGUCCUGAAGUUGUUUCCUUGCUCCUAAACAGUGGGGCUGAUCUCAGCUUGCAAGACCAUUCUAGUUAUUCAGCCCUUGUUUAUGCUAUAAAUUCAGAGGAUAGAGAAACCCUGAAAGUUCUACUUAGCGCUUGCAAGGCAAAAGGGAAAGAGGUCAUUAUCAUAACAACAGCUAAAUCACCCUCUGGUAGGCACACUACCAAACAGUACUUAAAUAUGCCUCCUGUAGAUAUAGAUGGGUGUCAUUCCCCAGCCUCCUGUGCCACUCCUUCAGAAAUAGACAUAAAAACAGCCUCAUUGCCACUUUCACAUUCUUCUGAAACUGAAAUGACACUUUUUGGCUUUAAAGGUCUGGAGCCCUCAGGAAGUAGUGAUGAUACACAGGACCCAGGCUCCCCUAUGAGGAAGCCUGCUAUGGCCUCUAAUGGGCCCAAGCUACCCCAGGCUCCAACUUGGAUCAAGAGUCCUCCCUUAUUAAUGCACCAAAACAGAGUGGCCUCCUUGCAAGAGGAGCUCCAGGAUAUUACUCCAGAGGAAGAAUUAUCCUACAAAACCAAUGCGCUGGCACUUUCCAAGCGAUUCAUUACUAGGCACCAAAGUAUUGAUAUAAAAGACACUGCACAUUUGCUAAGAGCCUUUGAUCAGGCCAACUCAAGAAAGAUGUCAUACGAUGAAAUAAAUCAUCAAUCAUUUUUUUCAGAAGGAAGCCAGCAAUGCAUUGAAAUCCCUGCUGACCCAGAUCCAGACUCUAACCAGACAAUCUUUGCUUCCACCUUAAGAAGUAUAGUUCAAAAAAGAAACUCAGGGGCAAAUCACUACAGCUCUGAUUCCCAGCUCUCGGCUGGUCUUACCCCUACAACUCUAGAAGAUGGCAAAGCACUUAUAGGAAAGAAAAAAAUCUUCUCACCAUCUCCUUCCCUGUUGUCAGGGCCCAAAGAAUUGCUGGAGAAUAUCUCACCAGGUCCCUUGAGCAGGAGAAAUCAUGCACUUUUAGAAAGGCGUGGUUCAGGAGCUUUCUCUUUAGAUCACAAUAUUACUCAAGCCAGAUCAGGAUUUCUGCCACCCUUAAACGUGAAUCCUCACCCCCCCAUCUCAGAUCUCAAUGUCAAUAACAAGAUUUCCAGCCUCCUUUCUUGUGGUCAAAAAGUGCUUAUGCCAACAGUUCCUAUGUUCCCUAAAGAAUUCAAAAGUAAAAAAAUGUUGUUAAGGAGACAAUCAUUGCAAACAGAACAAAUUAAGCAAUUAGUAAAUUUUUAAGAAAUGGCUAGAAAGCACAUUUUGUUCAAAUGUCUACAUCAGAGAAAUAUAGAACCAGAGAAGAAAUCUCAAAUGUCCAUCCUUUUAAAUCUUGUAAUUGGUUAGUCCAUAAUUGUUAGGGGUAUCAAAAUGUACUGUGUAUCAUACUAGGCACUGUGAACAUACAAAUAACAUGUAGUGCCUACUAAGGAAAUUCAAACAAAAUUAAAGCUAUAUUUCUCAAAACUCCUAAUAUUUAACAACCUUCAUGUGGUCCAGGUUUUUAAUUUAAACAAAAAUCAGUUUAAAAAAAAAGGGCAAAUAUGUUGGAGAUGACUUUAAAAUUUUUUUCAGAUUUCCCAGAUGUUUUAUUAGGAAACACUGCAUUCAAGUCAAUAAACGUUUUUAACAUUACAAGUCAAUAAAUAAGAUUGUAAUUUUCCAUGAUGCCAAAAGCAUAAAAAAAAAACAAAAACAAAACAGUCCUAUGAUCAAUAAGCCUAUAAGGUAUAAGGUAUAAGGAAAGAAUGAACUAAUUCUUAAAACUGUUGAUUGCAAGUAUGUGAAAUCUAAUUAAAAUUGUAAAAGACCAACCAUUAUAGUAGACUGGGCAGCUAAUAUUCACGUUGUCAGCUUAAUCAAUGUCAAAUAACAGAUCAGAGUUUUACAAGCUAGUAAUAAUCUAUGCUAAGUGUUGGCGUGUUGUUUUUUGCUUGGUUUUAUUUUGUCUUUAAUGUUAUCUCAUAGAAUUCUUUCUUCAUAUCUUUUAAUUCCUGUUAUUAUUUUUGAGGUCUAUCUAUAGGUUCCCAAUAACAAGAUAAAACAAAAGUUUAAAAGCAUUCCUUGUUACUUAUAUCAAAUUAUUCUUGUCUUUCUUACAGACAACCAAAAAAAAAAAACAAACCCGGGGAUUUAUCACAAAUAGAGACUAUGUGCUUCCUUCAUUUUAGAAAAGAAAAACUGAUUAUUAGAUUCUCUUAGAUUAGCUAAAAUUAAGAAAGCCAAUAGAAACUUACAGAAUAGAAACAAAAUACACUAAAUAUUUGGUCAAGAUUAAAUAAUAUCUCUUAAUUUCUAACAUAAUUAUUAAACAUUUAUAUAAUAAGGUUAAUUUCCUUAGUGUGACAUUCCAAUCAUCUAGUAUUUAGGACCUGUGAAUAACUUCUAACAAAAUAAAUGAAUACCAUGUUACUAUUAUAAAAUAUUACAAAAUGACUAUAUUAUCUAUAUGAUUUCAAAAUGUGUUUAUAUAAAGAAUCCUUAUUUCAACCUAGCAGUUUCACAACAAAGAAUAAGUCAAAUUAUAUAAAACUGGAGUGCACUAAUCUGAUGACUGUCAUAUACAAGUUUAUUUCUUUGCCUUCUAUUAGUAGAGGAGAUCCUAACAAUUGGUAUGAUGCUUUUCUUGGUAAUUUGAUAUAAGCAAGUUGUAAUGUACAUGGUAAUUAUUUAAUGUUUUUGUGGCUUUUAUUUGAAAAACAAUAAUUGGAGGUUUUUCAUUUAAUGUUUUAAAGAACAUUAAUGUAAAUUACAUUAGAAAUAGUUUUUGAUUCAGAACUUAGAAUUGUACCUGAUGUUUAUAGGUAGCUAAACCCUUUUCACAAGUUUAAUAUUGAGAAAAGUGCUUGGCUUUAAGUUGCAAGGAUACAGUUUGGAGAAAUAUGUAAAUAUAUUAGUUCAUAAACA
Leptonychotes weddellii (Weddell seal) is the source of this 3229-nucleotide messenger RNA. Lineage: Eukaryota; Metazoa; Chordata; Mammalia; Carnivora; Phocidae. The record is from RefSeq and is a predicted model, not a curated record.